AGACAAGUUUAUGAAACCGUAUGGGCAAGAAGCUCCUGCAUUGAUGAAGGUAUUCCAAGGUCAAUUGAGUUACCAAGAGCUGCUUCUGAAAUGGAGGACUUUUAGAGAUGAAUAUGGGGUCAAGUAUUACUUCGAAGAGCAAGGAGCAAAACUCGCUUAUUGCACCAAAAGAUCCAAAGCUCAUAAUUCCCGCCGUAGAGCCACCAAAAUUUUGUUCUCCAAGACCUGUCAGUGAGCUUGAUGCUGCUGCGGUUAAGCUUAAGAGUUACGGGACUCGAAGAAACCUCCCAGAUUGUGCAGUUGUAGUGGAAGCGCUCUGCAUUGGAGUUUGCUGCUCUCAAGCGAAGCUUGGUAUCAUUCUUCAACAUUGAAAAACCAGAAACC
Molecule: messenger RNA, 384 nt
Organism: Papaver somniferum (opium poppy)
Lineage: Eukaryota; Viridiplantae; Streptophyta; Magnoliopsida; Ranunculales; Papaveraceae
Product: IQ domain-containing protein IQM4-like
Exons: 3
Coding region: 108-371 (87 amino acids)
Source: RefSeq, a predicted model, not a curated record